AUGAUAAACAAUAGCGAAAAAAAAAUUAGAAAUGAAAAAAAUAACCUAAUAACAGACAAAAACUAUACAGAAUCAGUAGACUGUUUACAAAAUAAAUCUGAAAAUAAUUGUAAAGACGAAAUUGAAAAAGAUAAUAUAAGAGAGAAACAUGUUGGUGAAAAUAGAGAGAAAUGCUACCAAAGCAAGGAAGAAAAGCAAAAACUUGAUGAUGAAUGUGGUGAAAAUAUAUUAAAAAAAGGUUCUCAUUUUCAUAUCGAGAAAUUAAGUAAAGAAAAUCUUAAAAAAAUUGAAAACAAAAAUGAGUUAUAUGAACAAAAUAAUAAUUCAAAAAAAAGUAAUUAUGAAAAAAAUAUGUAUGAAAAAUUUUCUGAAAUUAGUGAAAAUAAUAAUAUAAAUAAGGAGGAUCAUGAAGCAAAUAGGGACAUAAGUUUUGGUAAAUAUGGUAACAAUACAUUUCAAAAUAUAAUUGACGAUAAAUCAAAAAAAUUGUUAUUAAAUGACACAUCGAAUAUGGAUUAUAAAAUUAAAAGAAAUUUAACUUAUCCUGAUGAUAUAAAAAGAGAAAACAAAAAGUUUAAAUUAAAACAAAUAUUUCAAUCUUCGUAUCAAUUUAAUGAAUUAAGCAUGUUAGAUAAUGUGAGGAGUGAAAUGAAAAAACAAACUAAUUACGAAAUUAAUAAUAAUGCAUUUCAGUGCUCAAAAAACGACAACUUUGAAAUGUAUUGUCAAAAUCAUACUAAAAUAUUUAGAGAUACAAAUGAUAAUGAGAUAUUAAAAAUUAGUAAUAAUGGAAUUAAUAAAAACAAUAAUAAUUAUCCAACAAAUGAUAUAAAUUAUAAUGUAAAUAAUUCACUUAGUGGUAAUAUGUAUAAUAAAACUAAUCAGUUAACUAUUGAUAAAGACAAUAAUUCCAUAAAUACUCCCAAUAAAAUGUACGAUGCUAAUAAAGAUAAUACGACAAAUUUAUAUAUUCCUUAUGAAGAUAACACUCUUUCCAGUAAAGAACAUGAAAAUACAGAAAAAGAAACGAGUUUCCCUUCGAUUUUUGAAGAAAAUAUGGAUGAAUGGUUCAGAGCAAAUGAAAUUGAUGAUUGGCUUGUUCAUAAAUUUUGUAAAUGGUUAUAUAAUACUAAAGAUAAUCUCUAUUUUAAUAUAAAAACACAAGAAAUAUACUAUGUUCGCAAUCGUAAAUUUACUAAAUAUGAUAGCUCCCUGCAAGAAAAUGUAAAUAAUUACUCUGAAGAAAUGGAAUACAGUAAUUUAAUAAACGAAAGAUAUAUAAGCAAUGCUGAGAAUAAAUUUAAAGAAUAUUAUACAAAAGGUGAUUCAUCUAAUAAUAAAAAUUCCAUUAAUUCAGAUACGAAUAUAAAAAAUAAUAAUAACAAUAAUGAACAUAAUAUACAUAAUGAGAAUUACUUACAUAACAAUAAUGAAAAAAAUGUUGACAUUUCAGAAAAUUUGGAAAAAGUAGAAAAGAAUGAUGAAACAAUAGAAGAAUUUAGUAUGGUCUUAGAAGAUGAUUUGGUAUGUGGAACAUUCAGUAAAAUAGGAGAGCAUAAUAGAACAGAAAAUGAAGAUUUUUUUAUAACAAAAGAUAUAUUGGAUUUAAAUCAUGUAUCUGAGAGUGAUGGCUUAUGUUUUUUUAGUGGUGUUUUUGAUGGUCAUGGAGGUUCUAAUUGUGCACGAUAUGUAAUGGCUCACUUAAAAACAAAUAUAAUUGCUAAAUUCAGACAAUCCUUUUUAAUAACUUGCAAAAAAAAAUUCAAAGAAAAAAGUGCUAAAUUGAAUGAACAAAGUGUUGAAAUAAGAGCAUUAUACGAUAGCUGUAUAAAAGGUUUUGAUAUGACUGAUAAAAAUUACAUAGAACUUUCUAAAAAAUAUGAUUACAAAGAUGGCUCAACUGCUUGUAUCGUUUUAAUAUAUGGACCAGAUGAUGAUGGUUCAUUAAAAGUUGUGUGCGCAAAUUGUGGAGAUUCAGGCGCUUUGAUUUGUCAUAAUAGGAAACCUGUGAAAUUGUCUUUGAGGCAUAAACCAGAUUUACAAGAAGAAAGAAUAAGGAUAUUGAAAUGCGGAGGAAUAAUUGCAAAUAUUAAUGGGGUUAAUAGAAUCAUUACUAAACAGAAAGAUAAAAAUAGUAAAAAUAAAGAAAAGACAUUUUUAGCAUUGUCUACAUCGAGAUCAUUUGGCGAUGUGUCUUAUAAAAUUCCAAGAAAAAUAGUUCAAUGUAAACCUUUUAUCAGCGUAUAUACCAUUGAUUUUGAUCUUGAUUCGUUUCUUGUCUUAGCUACUGAUGGUAUAUUAAAUGUAUUAAGUGAUAAUGAAAUUAUUGAUAUUGUUUGGAAAAAUAAACAUAAGAAACCUGAACAAGCAGCAGAAGAAGUAGUAAAUGAAGCUACUAAAAGAGGAUCUAUUGAUGAUAAAACAUGCACAGUUAUAUUUUUUUAUUGGAGAAAGGACAUUUUUAAUAAUCCAUUAGAAAGUACAAACUUAGAUACUAUAACAUAUGAUGAUUCUAAACAAGAGGACAUUAACAUGUUUUCUUCAACUUUCUAA
Molecule: messenger RNA, 2553 nt
Organism: Plasmodium relictum
Lineage: Eukaryota; Apicomplexa; Aconoidasida; Haemosporida; Plasmodiidae
Gene: PPM4
Product: protein phosphatase PPM4, putative
Exons: 3
Coding region: 1-2553 (850 amino acids)
Biological process (GO): protein dephosphorylation
Molecular function (GO): protein serine/threonine phosphatase activity
Source: RefSeq, a predicted model, not a curated record